Vitrella brassicaformis is the source of this 2609-nucleotide messenger RNA. The record is from the annotation of a GenBank genome assembly. Lineage: Eukaryota; Vitrellaceae.
CCCAUACACACAAGUGACAGACAACACGUAUACAUAUCUUUCGUUGAGUGUGCCUAUCUGUCUGUCUGUACACCCGAGAGCCAGUCCCCCCUCCCAAUCGGCUACCGACAUACCCACACACAUACACACACACGCCCCGACCCACCAGUCAGUCAUACACAGGCCAUCCAUCCAUCCAUCCAUUUAUGAAUGCAUCAUGGAUUGAUCUAUGCCAUUCGGCUACUCACAUACCCACACACAUACGCCGUAAGGGCCCUUCACUUUUCCAUACUUGCGUUACGGAUUGAGCUGUCUGUCUAUCUAUCCAUCUUUCUAUGCCUCGCCGCCCGCCCCCUCCCCCUCCCCCUCCCCACCGCUACGGCUGUCGUCCUCGCUGACGUCGGUGUCUACGUCGCUCUCGCCAUCCUCAUCAUCGCCGCCCUCCUCAGCGGCCGCCUGCAUCAAUGCCUGCAGCCCCUGGGGGUCGACGCGGUCCGGGUAAUGGUCGGCGACAAGCAUGACGGCCUGCAAACGAAUGAAGGACAACGCACUGACAGUGUGUUGUAUGCCGGUGCCCCUUGUCGCCACGUGUGUGUUUGUGUGUGCCGUGCAGGCGAUUUACCGGCACUGCGAUGUCGACGUCUUCAUGUGUCUGCAGCUCGACUACCUUGUCCACACCGCCGGCCUGCGUCAAACGUAAUACAGGACAGCCAUGUGAAUGGUGUCCACUGUCCUCAUUCUCUCUCUCUCUCUUUGUUCCCUCACCUGGUCUACUAGAGUGGAGUAGGGGUUGUCGGGGAGACCCUCGUUGGCCUGCUUCUGACGACCCGCACUGCACACACGAACGCAGCACACAGCACAGCACAGCAGGUGAUAGGCAAAUGCGGUGUGUGUCCUUUGACCUUCUCCUGUUACCGUAGUAUGUUGUCCAGCGCCUUGAUCGUAUUCUCCCGAUUGUCAUUGUCGUCACCGAGUGCGUCGCAGAGGGGCUGGACGCCGCCACACUCGACCACAUACUCAGCCUGAACAAACGAAUAGACACACACACCCAGACAGCCGUGACACAUCAACAAGCUUGUCGCCUGUGGCCUACAAACACACCUGUUGCUGCGACCCGUGGGCUACAUUUCCGACGGCCCCUGCUGCUAUGACCUUCACUUGGGGAUGGCUCUCCUCGCUGACCGCCAUGCUGAUCAGCAGAGGCACCAAAUCACCAUCGAUGACCGCCUGCACGUGGGCAGGGCUACCUGCAUCCAACGAAUCCACACACAAACACCGCCCCACUCAUGACGUCCUUGUUGCGGUGUGUGAGUGUGUGUGAUGGUGUGUUCCACCCGCAGCGAUAAAGAUGACGAUCAGGCCCGCAACUUCAUGCGCACCCCGCCCGGCCCCCACCGCAGCCAUCGUCUUCAGCGAUCCCACGGCGCCACACUCGACCAACGCAUCACGGUCACCAUCGGUACCUGAGCGACCGAUCAGCCAUAUAAUGGACAAACAAGACGAUCUUCCCCCCAGGCUCUUUAGAAGGGAUACUGAUGGCUUGAUCGACUGACCGUCUUGCUCGUCGCACCAAGUGGCGAAGUGCGCCAGGGCCACUCGUGCGGGCUCCAGCACACCAUCAUCCUGCUGAGGUGCGGCGAUCAGGCUAACCAGCACCGGCAGGAAGGGGGCGAACUCGGCGAGUGGGGCGGGGAGGGGCGGGCUCUCGGUGACAGCCCACACAUCGCACAGCAGGCAGAGACCCACGGCCAUCACCUCGGUGCUGGCGGCCUCACGCACCACCGUCAGCAGGGGCUGCAGGACGCCCGCCGCCACCACGGCAUCGCGACGGUCCACCGACCCCGCCAUGAUCAUGCGCAGCGCCCCCAUCGCCCCCUUACACACACGGUCGGUCCGUGACGACACGAGCUGCACCAGGGGCGGGACGGCACCAGCAUCGGCCACCGCAGCGGCAUGGUUCACCGCCAGCAUGCCGAGCAGCCAGGCUGCUGCUCCACUCUCCAUCUCGUGGCGCCCGCUCAGCUGCUCGACGGCCGCGGGCAGCACACCGACACCGAUGGCCUUGGCGAAACGAUCGAUGUGCUUGAUGGGCAGCAGCCGAUUCAGCUGCAGCAUGGCGUCAAGCCGAAGGGGGCUGCUUGACGCCAUGAGCUGGCAGAUGUCGGCCAUGACGGCGGUGAUCUCGGCCUCGACGACAUCCAGCCCUCGCUGCUGGACGGCCUGGUCGUAUCCCUCUUUGGUUUGGAUGGCAUCGACGAGGCUGCUCGCCUUGGCCAGCACUGCUUGGGGCGAUGUGCAGCCCGCCGAGUCCAUUGCCUCACAGCUGCGAGGAACAAACACACACACACACCCAAUGUGCAGAACUCUUCAUGGCUGCUCUCCUUCAUCCUUCUGACCUUCUUGUGUGCUCGCGGCCCUCCACCUCGGUGCUCAAUGGUCCCGCUGCCGCUAUCACACCACACUACUCGUCCAUCUCGUGGCGCAGAUCUAUCUGCUGAAUGAAAUGAAUUGCGACACGAAAUGAGAUAGAUCUGCACCACAGAUGACUUCGGCUUACCAUGAUGCGCAAUCCUCUGGUGCUCUACGACCACAACGACCGCGAGGUUGUUGCGAGCUUUUGAAGAUCUCAU